UGGAGGUGCGUUGGCUGCCUCACCUCGACUGAAACCAGGAAGUGACUGUCGAGAGCUGGCGGAGGAAAACACCAACUUAUUUUGGUCAGUUGAGGUUCGCAUCAGAACAGUCUGAGAUGUUGAGAUGAAGAUUCAUGGGAAGAUUCUCAGCUACUUUGAAUCAUGUGACUCUCCUGUGGACAAAGAGGGCUACCUCCAUAAAAAGGGGGAAAUAAAGACUUCCUACCAAAAACGUUGGUUCCUGCUGAAGGGCAACCUCCUGUUCUACAAGGAUCGCCCGACCGACCGUGACCUGGUUGGAGUGAUUGUUCUGGAAGGCUGCACAGUCCAGCUGUGUGAGUCGGAGGAGCAGUUUGCCUUCUCCCUGGUGUGGAGCGAGCCGGGACUACGCACCUACAAAUUUGCUGCUGAGGACCAGGAGAGUCAGGAGAACUGGAUCAAGGCUCUGCUCACUGCCAACCACAGAUACCUCAGCCUGCUAGUGAUGGACUUGGAAAAGAAGUACCUCGAGGCUUUAGGUCCGUCACCCAAUGUGGUCCCGCCAUAUUUCAACCCCACAGAAUCCACAUUUCAUCUCACCCCUCAGAGCUCGAGCACUUCAGCAUUUACAUCGUCGGGUUUGUCCGGAGCCGGACUGAGUCCCAACCUGAUGCUACCAGCUCCUGCAAUUUCACCCAAAUCCGCUGUGAGGCGGUCGCCCAAACUGUGGCCAAAAAGAACAGCGAACGUAGCUCCCCUCAACAGCCAGGCACCACCCAUGGCUGAGUGGCCCAGAGUCAGAGAGGAGUUCAGCCAGCUCCACGAGGAUUUUGGGAAAGAAGUGAAGAGCUUGAUCGCUGAGUGGUCCAGGAGGCAUGGUGUUGGCGAUGCUCAACAAAACUUAAUUGACUUUGGCUAACAUGAGCGGUGUUGCACAGCUAAUGAAGUGUUUUAAUUCACCAUGAUGUUUGUGCUAUAUCUGUAUUUUUAGAAUGUUAUCAAGCCCUGUUUACAAUCUGCUCUUUCCACACCUGUUCUUGAAAACCUGAUGCUUAAAAUAAGUACAAGCUGGAGAACUGUGAACACUUGAUGUCUAAUGAUCUUUGGUGGUGAUGGAGUACCUGGUGUAGAAGCACGUCUGGUGACAUGUUCAUCGUUUCUUUCACACAUUUGAGUUCUUUGUCAUGCAUGUUAGCAUUACAACAACAGGCUGGGUGGCUUUUCUUGUUUCAUCUCGGUAAUGGGAGGCUGAGAACGUAAUAAUAAAAUCUAGACAUUUUCGUUUAUCAAUAGUAAUUAAAGGGCAGAAACUGUGAUUCCGUGUGAGCAUGUGUGAUUCUUGUGUACAUGUGUACAAAGUUUUCUCACCUUUUGGCCACUAUCUGCCUGGUGUGGCUCUUCAGCAUCAUAAUCUGUUCUAAAUAUUUAUAAACGGAGGAGGAGUAAGUAAGUGUUAUGUACACACACAACAGUCACGUGUGUUGCAACUCAUCACCAGCUCCACUAUGUCAACAUAUAACAAUAGCUGUUUUCAAUGACAAAAAAUGGGCUCCGUUCCACACAGUGGUCACAUUUAUGACAUUUUCUUUUACACAAUUUUUAGUCAGUUUUAUACAAUGGAUUUGAGCGUUUAUAACUGUUGUAGUGCAUACUGGAACUUGUAGGAUAAGUCAAAAUAAUUUGACAGGUCUGCCUAUCAAAUAAAUAAA
This is a messenger RNA of Synchiropus splendidus (mandarinfish), 1688 nucleotides long. RefSeq names its product myosin regulatory light chain 11. Gene Ontology annotation, biological process: skeletal muscle tissue development; receptor recycling; endosome organization. Gene Ontology annotation, cellular component: trans-Golgi network; cytoplasm; recycling endosome. The record is from RefSeq and is a predicted model, not a curated record. NCBI's taxonomy places the organism in Eukaryota, Metazoa, Chordata, Actinopteri, Syngnathiformes, Callionymidae. Bases 125 to 898 code for a protein of 257 amino acids. Gene Ontology annotation, molecular function: calcium ion binding. The transcript is spliced from 4 exons.